This is a messenger RNA of Anneissia japonica, 4743 nucleotides long. Its product is annotated as fibroblast growth factor 13-like. The coding region runs from base 638 to 1522 and encodes 294 amino acids. Gene Ontology annotation, cellular component: cytoplasm. The record is from RefSeq and is a predicted model, not a curated record. NCBI's taxonomy places the organism in Eukaryota, Metazoa, Echinodermata, Crinoidea, Comatulida, Comatulidae. Gene Ontology annotation, molecular function: fibroblast growth factor receptor binding; growth factor activity. The transcript is spliced from 4 exons. Gene Ontology annotation, biological process: positive regulation of gene expression; cell differentiation; fibroblast growth factor receptor signaling pathway.
UAGCUGUUCUUCACCAGUGUUCCUUUAAGUUGCCGGAGGCUAAAGUUAACUCGUGGAAUCUAAAUCUUCCUCUUAACAUCAAUGUUUACAGCAAAAUUAGGUUUGUUUUUUUUGCUGUUAAACAACCUCAAUUCCUAUACAUUUAUUGAGUGAGUUACUACUGGAAUAAUAGGCCUGCUUCCUUGCACACUACACAGCAUGUUAACAUUAAUUAAAUGCAAAGACAGCGGUUGAGACUCCAGUGAUAAAGGGCAGGAUCUCCAACUGCACCGCAAUCCAGCUCAUCAUACGCUUUGAGUAUUUCGCUUUUAUACUCGUUCGGGGCCGUUGUCACUGAAGCCCCGCCUACUCGUGAUCCGUACAAAAAGAAGCUAAUCCUGUUGAAUUCUUUGAUUGUUUGAAAAGUACUGGCCAAGGGAAGGCAUGCUACUGAGUGUCUAAGCUUUUGAUUCUCCACGGAAUUAUUGAAGGAGAAACUAAUGUAGGCCUACGAAAACUAACCAGAUAACAAACAAAAUUAAGUGAAUGUUUUGUCUUGGUGAAUUCAGCUUAAUAAUAGUUGUAAUAGCAAAGGGAAGAUCAUUUGGCAACUAGGAGAAAACGAAGAUAAACUAACGUUAGUAUUCUGGAGGAGGAUAUGCAUUUGAAAAUGGAAAUUGAGAUUCCAUUGUCACGAUUGUUCCUGUACACUGUCAUUCUGUUGCACUGUCUGAAGCACACAUUGUGUAUGCCACAUAGCUUGGAUAAAUCAGAAAUUGUAACUGAUGUAUUAACCAGAAGGACGGUAGUGGAAAGUGAAUUAGCAUCAACCACUCUUGCAACAGUAGCGCCUGCCACCUUGGAGCAGCGCACAGAACUUCUAAACAAAGUUAAAUCGAGUAGUAAAAAAACGAAAGGAGCGAUACCGGAGGAGGAUAGUAAACCAUCUAUUUCUUCAACGACGCCUAUUGAAAAUAUUUCUGAAUUACGGAUGGGAACAGAACCCAGAAUCAGGCAUUCGCAUUCAGCAAGGUCAGCAGCCAAGAACAAGAGGAAACCAAAUAAUUACCAAAAACCGACAAAAAUUAAACAAAUAUACUCAAAAUGGAAGAUCUUUUUGUCUAUCGAUAAGGAUGGUAAAGUUUUCGGAACAGAUUCAAAACAUGACCCCAAUACCAUCUUUGAAAUAUCACGAGCGCCGUCGAUGAAUACUAUGGUGUUACUGAAAGGCCAGGCAUCUAAGCUCUACUUAUGUAUUAAUUCAACUGGAGAUUUACACGGCAUGAGAAUGCCAUUAAGAGAAUGCUACUUCCAAGAAAACAUUGGUAAUGACGGGUGGACAUCGUUUUCAUCUUGCAAGUACCCCCAGACGAGCACGCUUUGUAGAAGUAGGCAUGCCACCAAAAGGAAAACUUUAGGGUGGAUGGUAGCGUUAAACAAAGAUGGUACCCCGAAAAAUGCUACAACCGCAUGGCGUACGAAAAAGAGAAGCACGAGAUUUCUCAAAACAGACGUUCCCGUGGAUACAUCAACAUCACGAUGAGAGAAGUAAAUACAGACGUGUAUCAAACAUCCUAAACAUUCCUGUCCACGAACAAAACUUGCGUGACGUUCCAUCAAAAUUUAUUUUGAGACUCGUGUUUUCUCGUCGUGGUUACGUUUACUGUCGCCAAUUCGUGAAAAACGCAAUGAGGAUACAAGGAGUGACGCGACUAGCUUCGGUGACAACCAUAAUUAGCGACUGGAGUCUUUCGCAGAAGGUAUUUGGAAGCAAACGUUUAUGGUACGGUUAGAUCGGUGCCUUUUAUAUGUGUAAUUUGGAUCGUUCUUUAUCAACUUAGAGCUUUUUUUCAUCAAAGGCAAGCUCUAGGGGGUGGUACAUUCGUGUUAGUGAUGUAAUAGCAUUGUUGGAUAAUAAGAAAACAGUUCAUUGUCUAUAGACGUUGUCUCUAUGGUGGUGGUCUUGAGUAAAAUCAUCUGUUAUUCGUGCUAGCGCGUGUGUAUUUUCCUACUGUUCACUAAAGAAGAAAACUGAAUGAAAGACCAAGCGGUAAUGUUAGAUUAGUCUCAAAAUCACAAAUGCAAUGAUGUGCUAUCAAAGUAGGCUAAUUGCUAUCUCAUUCAUGGAUUAGAUUUGCUAUUGAAAAAUAAUGUGGAAACUGCAGGGAUGUUAUUGAGUGGGUAAUUUUACGCUUAAAAUAUGCGAACGAUGUACAAGGAGUAUCUCAUACGUAAACUGAAAUGAUGAAAAAGUGUAUACGUGUUGUGACAAGAUUUACCAAAGAUUAUGGUCUCCAAAGUUAUAACCUACCGUAAUUUUGGGCGUUUUAUUUUAUAAAGGUUCGUGCCUUUUGACUUACUGUGUCCUUGCUUAAGCCGGACACUCACUGCGUCCGUCGCACGACGAAUCACAUUUGCUUCCGGCGCAACGCCGUCUGCUAAGUGGCAAUCUGAGCGGAUCCUCAUUAAAAAGACGAUCUGUUGGGUCCGCGUUUUCGCGUGCGUUCUUCGUCGCGUUGCCGUCGCACGCAGUGAGUAACCGGCUUAAACGUCUAGAUAUAUAGACAUUAUGCUUCUUCGUUAGUUUUGGAAUAUCGGAACUGCCGGCAACUCUGCUGUAAAUUCUUUAUUAAAAUGUCGGCUGGUGUUUCCAGCAAAACUUACAGAUUAUAUAAGCCUAAAACCGGACACUCACUGCAUCGUAGGCGGUCGUACGACCGUCAGCCGACGAAUCCAACUCCGCACCCUAGCCUGUGAGCGCUGAAGCCGUCUGCUGAUUGUCGGCGGCACUCUGAACAGUCAUUAAAAACGAUCCGUUGCGCGCCCGUCGUUGUGUUCUCUAUAGAAUCGCGUCGGACAUAGUGAGUGAGCGGCUUAUAUUUAGUUUCAGUAUAUAAAAGUAAAAAAAGCCACUACUUGCGGUAGUAAAAUUGAUUUUACAUUUUUUGUAUUUGUGGCGCUACCACAGUAUUUAAAUGACGUACAUUGCAAAUAUUAUGUAAGCAAAUUGCUUGAUGAAAUCGUAUUUAGACCAGGUUUCUCUGUGAGGAAUUCAUUAUUCAUCUGUAUAUUAACCAUCGCGUCACCUAUUGAUUCUUAAUAUAAUAAAAUCAUUAUAAAACUUACGAUCUAAAUUAAAGUAUUAGUGUGGCUAAUCACAAUGACUCACUCAGCGUGAUAUUUGCAAUCUCAUCUUGAUAUGUUAGUAGUACAGUAUAUAUACAUUUUAUAAUUAGUGUUUAUAGUGUUAUUGUCAUAUAAUAAAUACGUUAUAUCAUUGACUUCUAUAAGAUCAUAGUACAGUCAAAAACUGUUAUAUACUUGUUUAAAGCUAAAUCAUUAUUAAUAUUUGUAUGCAAUAUUCCGAUAUUUUAAAUUUGUUUAUGAAUAACGUACUUAAUUUUAUUUUUUGCAUUCGAAAACGUAGGGCUGUGAUGUCCUUCGUCGCGUAGCUUUAAUUAACGAUUUUAUGUUUAUCUUAAGUUCUUUUAUAGCAGUUACGAUGGCAAAGGGCACAUCUGGAUAAAAAAGUAACUUAUGUUUAUAUUUAAUUAGAAAAAUUAAUUCUUUAUAAUGACGUCACAUUUUUUUUGGUUAAUUUUCCGGAGGGGUGUAAGUUAACAGUAUUAUGGAAAUUUUAAUCGUGUCCAACGAAAAUUACAAAGAUGAAAUUCUUAUUUUUUUCAGCCAGUGAUAAAUAUGUAUGCAAAUAUUUGCAACAAUCACUCUAGGCCUACGCGCCUUAAUAUACAAUAGCUAGGACUAUCUCAUGUAGGUAAUGAACAGCAAGGCCACUAAAGGGGAAAUAAUUAGUCAAAUAUGAGAUUUCCAUGUGUACUUGUCUGAUAAUUUCGCUGCCGCAAUUACAUCGAAGUCACUAGGAAUACGGCAACACACUUUGACACGUUAGUACCUUAUCAUUAAAUAUCAGUCAACAAUAUAAAAUGUUAGGCGUGUUGCUAGGCCAUAUGGGCCUAUUCCUGAUUACGUGUCACAUAAUGUGAAAGAAAUUCGCCUUGAAAGUGUUCUAAUAUUGUAAUGUUUUCAAAUGUGUACAGAGCGGCCUUUGUGCGUAGCAAAGGCAUAUUUAUUAUUAUUGAGUAAAUAUUUAUGGGAUAUAUUUUUAUGAGAUAUUUUUGUACGUAAGUUAAUUUAUUACAAAAGUUGAAUGAAACCUGCGUGGUUAGCAAUGGCUGUGCUGGUGGUCGUAUGUGCGGGCGUAUGUGUUGUAAGUAGGCCUAAAGUUUGGUUCAGACUAGAAAUACUCCAGAUGCGAUGUUAAGCAAACACUAGAGAAGCGACACAAAUGCUAAAAAAAAAACGCUUGUAAAAAACAUAGACGCGUAAUUGCAUAAACGCAAAAUUCAACGUUUUCAAUAGUUGGCUAACGCCGCCAGCUGUCAAAACUAUUAUUUUGUUGCGAGUGGAAUGAGAAAAUAAUGUCAAGCCGGGCAUUUACUGCGUCGUACGACAGUCGACCAACGACCAACGAAUCAAACUCUGUUUUCAGACAGAGCUUGACGGCGGCGACGCCGUCUGCUCAUUUUCGGUAGCAGUCUUAAACACGAUCCGUUGCGCGCGCGUCGUGGCGUUGCUUUCUUUAUAAAUCGCGGCCGACGACAGUGAGUACCCGGCUUAUCAGUUGUGUCUUGUGUUUGCAUUGCGUCUGAAACGUUCUAGUGUGAACCAACCGUGUAGCAACUCGUUGUACUGCCUGCUACAAACGCAUGCAUACAUUAAAACAGAAAUCGAUGUAUCAAUGUA